Molecule: messenger RNA, 559 nt
Organism: Aspergillus caelatus
Lineage: Eukaryota; Fungi; Ascomycota; Eurotiomycetes; Eurotiales; Aspergillaceae
Exons: 1
Coding region: 140-358 (72 amino acids)
Source: RefSeq, a predicted model, not a curated record
CCCAAGACCUCAUUUUUUUUUUUUAUUUCUCUCAUUUUUUUUAAGGUUUGCAAUCAGCGGUUUUUUGUGCUUUUCUUGAUACCAUUCGGAACACGCAGUUAAAGAUGGCGGGAAAAUUCGGAAAAAAAGGGCAUGACAGAUGGCUGGGAAAGUGGAUGACAGGGUCCAUCCCAGCCGUCUUUCUACCGGGCUUUUGUUCUCUGAUUUCUCUGUUUUCAGCAAUGCUUUUUUUUUUUUUUUUCAAGUUAUUACUCUCCUAUCUUACAAACAGUGUGUGGGUCGGGAGCAGGAAGAGCACUGUGGGCUUUGGUAUGGGAAAACACGGAGGCGGGAGCAAUUUUCAUUAAAACAUUUAUAAGAUAUGAUACCAAGUGAAACGAUGGUGUAUGAUGGUGUUACUCAUUUCUGUUUCAAGUGAUCUGUCGAUUUCCCCCUCAUCUCGGAGUUUCAGAUCGGCUCUGUUCACUUGCUUAGGUUUUGGAUCGUUCUAUAUACCUCGAUGAACAAGAUAUCCCCAAGACUUGAGAGUAGAGAAGAAUGCGAGAGUGUUGCUAUCAAA